This is a messenger RNA of Hyla sarda, 2034 nucleotides long. RefSeq lists its product as uncharacterized. Gene Ontology annotation, biological process: N-acylphosphatidylethanolamine metabolic process. The transcript is spliced from 5 exons. The record is from RefSeq and is a predicted model, not a curated record. The coding region runs from base 1 to 1215 and encodes 404 amino acids. Lineage: Eukaryota; Metazoa; Chordata; Amphibia; Anura; Hylidae. Gene Ontology annotation, cellular component: cytoplasm. Gene Ontology annotation, molecular function: glycerophospholipid phospholipase A1 activity; A2-type glycerophospholipase activity.
AUGUGGUGGUCACUGCCUCUUGUUGGCUGGUACAGGAAUCUUGCAGCUCUUCCUGGAGAAGCCUCUGGCAUGUUAAUUGUGUUGGUUCAGGACACUUUAGACAAAUUGGAAUUUGAAACAGUUGGACUGAUAGUAAACACCAUCUGUACAGAGGCAGUUGGCACCACAGGGACAGGAGGUUCUUCAGCAGCUGCUCCCUCAACUUUUUCCUCUGGUGGAGGUGACGGGCCUAGGCAAGCCUGGAACAGAAGGGGAAACAAAUCGCAAAAUAUGUCACUGGAACUGGGCUGUACUCUCAAUGAUGGAGACAUUAUUGAGAUUUUUCAAGCUGGUCAUCGACAUUGGGCGAUAUACGUAGGAGAUGGAAAUAUUGUGCAUAUGACAGGUUCCAUUGUGGGGAGUGGUGAUGACUCUGUCCAUGGAAACUCUAUUGUGGUUGAGAAAAGUACAUUGGAAGCUGAAGCAAAAGGAUGUGGCUUUAAAUUGAACAAUAUUUAUAAUGGAGAUCUGAUCCCUAUACUCAAAGAAGAAGUGGUCAGAUCAGCACUGGGAAUCGUAGGUGAAAGUAAACCGUAUGGCUCAUGCUGCAAAAACUUUGUCCUUGAGCUGAAAUAUGGAAAGGCAAACCUAGAUAUUAUAAUAAGGAAUUUGAUGCCAAUUCCAGGAGAAAUUGCAGUUGUGGCAGCUAAAGGAGUCAAAGUGACGGGUACAGCCAUAAGCUCAAAUUCUGAUGUUGUGGGAUCAUUUGCUGCAAAAGGUGUUGAUCUUGCAGGACAGGGACUGACAGCAAUGUCGGAUACAGUAGGCACAGUUGCUGGAAAGGGUGUAGCAGCUUUUGGGAACGUGCUCUCCAUUGGUGCUCAAACACUGGCUCCAAUAAUUGCAGCUAAAGCAGACGCAUUAUCUGCUGGGUCGGGCACUAUGGUGUUGACUGCGGCGGAUUGUAUAGCUCCGUUAGCUGAGUCUUUAUCUGGGGAUGCACAAGAAGCCACAGCACAGAGUAUAAUGCAGCUGGGAUCUUCUGUUUCCUCCAGUUCUGCAGCUGUAGGGUCAGCGGUCUCCAGUGGAUUGUCUUGGUUAGGGUCAGCAUCCGCUGCAGGAGCUUCCAGUCUUUUGGGAUAUUUUAAGUCCGGUGCUGAGCCAAUAAACCAGACAGAUGAGAAACCAAAUAUUCUAGAAGUUAGUGAAGAAGAUACUUGUAAUAAGCCUGAAUAAUUAUUUAGAUGUUUCAUCUUUAUUUCUUAUUUCUGUAAUUAUAAAAAUGUCUAGGAUAUAAAACUGAUGGGUUUCUAAAGAUGGAUCUGUACGAACAGAAGAUGAGACAUUACUAGUAACAUUUAUCUCUGAUGUUUAUCACCUAUUAUUAGAAUUCACUGCAUUUUUUGUAAAACAACAGAUAAUAAAAAUUCCAUGUGGCCCGUUCGCCCUCAUUUAUUCACCCAAGGAGAACCAAGACUUGACCUUAUGAUGAGAUUAUCCAUGUACUCUGGAACGAUAAAAGCUGUGUAUUGCACUUGGGAACAUGUUAUCAAGAAAAUAAACUUAUGGUAAUCUUUCAAUAAAAUGAACGUCAUUAAGGGUGUGUUUUCAUUAUCAGGUUUUUUUUAACGCAGUUUGUGCAAAGUCAGUCAUUUCAGGCAAAUUCAGCAUGGAUUCCACCCGAUAUCAGACUCCCAUUGAUUUCAGUAGGAUUUGUUCACACACAGUACUUUCAGGGUGUAAAUCGCUAAAGCUUUUCCAAAUUUCACCAAAAGAACUAACAAUUCUUGAGGCAGAAUCGGUGAGAAGACGUCCCAUUGAAGUAAACAGGGUUUUGUAUUUCAGCUCCAAAUCUGCCAUAGUCUGUGCCAAUAAAGCACCAUUCCCAAUUAAUUUCAGCAUGGAUCAGAAAAAGGAUUUCUAAACAGAAUUUCAGUGCGGUGAUGUUCCUUGUCAUUUUCCUCUGUGUGCACAAAGGCUUAUGCUUAUCCUUCUUUUAUGAUUUGUUUCUGGCUUUGGCUUCAAAUACCACCUAAAAAAACAAACUUCUUUCUG